GGCGUCGCUGGGCAUCUCUCCCAAGGGCUGUGAACUCCCAGCUUUGUGCUUGCUCCUCCAAACAUGCAGCGGCUGUUGACUCCGGUGAGGCAGGUCCUACGAGUGAACACAGCACUGCGGGAGGCCUCCCUGGCACCUGCUCGCCUGCUCCCCGCAGCCCAGCAAAGGUUCUCCACAGUCUCUGCUGCCCCCCUGGCCAAAACAGAUACCUGGCCAAAGGAUGUGGGCAUCCUCGCCAUGGAGGUCUACUUCCCAGCCCAAUACGUGGACCAGACUGACCUGGAGAAGUUUAACAAUGUGGAAGCAGGAAAGUAUACCGUGGGCUUGGGUCAGACCCAGAUGGGCUUCUGCUCGGUCCAGGAGGACAUCAAUUCCCUCUGCCUGACAGUAGUGCAACGGCUGAUGGAGCGCACACAGCUCCCGUGGGACUCCGUGGGCCGGCUGGAAGUGGGCACAGAGACCAUCAUUGACAAGUCCAAGGCUGUCAAAACGGUGCUCAUGGAACUCUUCCAGGACUCAGGCAACACAGACAUCGAAGGCAUAGAUACCACCAAUGCCUGCUAUGGUGGCACUGCCUCCCUCUUCAACGCCGCCAACUGGAUGGAGUCCAGCUAUUGGGAUGGUCGCUAUGCACUGGUGGUCUGUGGCGACAUCGCAGUCUAUCCUGACGGUAAUGCCCGACCUACAGGUGGGGCUGGAGCUGUGGCAAUGCUGAUUGGGCCCCAUGCCCCUCUGGCCUUGGAGCAAGGGCUUCGGGGCACCCAUAUGGAGAACGCGUAUGACUUCUACAAACCAAAUCUGGCCUCCGAGUACCCGCUGGUGGAUGGGAAGCUGUCCAUCCAGUGCUACUUUCGGGCACUGGAUCGAUGUUACACAGCAUACCGCCAAAAGAUCCAGAAGCAGUGGAAGCGAGACGGCAUCGACAGACCUUUCACCCUCGAUGAUCUGCAGUACAUGAUCUUCCACACCCCCUUUUGCAAGAUGGUCCAGAAAUCUCUGGCUCGCCUGGUGCUCAAUGACUUCCUGUCAGCCAGCGACGACACCCAAUCCAGCGUAUACAAGGGGCUGGAGGCCUUCAGGGGCCUGAAGCUGGAAGAUACCUACAACAACAAGGAAGUGGAUAAAGCUCUUCUGAAGGCCUCUCUGGACACGUUCAACAAGAAGACCAAGGCCUCCCUUUACCUCUCCACACACAACGGGAACAUGUACACCUCAUCCCUGUAUGGGUGCCUGGCCUCACUCCUGUCCCACCACUCUGCGCAGGAGUUAGCGGGCUCCCGGAUUGGCGCCUUCUCUUACGGCUCUGGCUUAGCAGCAAGCCUUUUCUCAUUCCGCGUGUCCCAGGAUGCUUCUCCGGGCUCUCCUCUGGAGAAACUGGUGUCCAGCAUAUCAGACCUGCCAAAACGCCUGGCCUCCCGGAAGCGGAUGUCUCCUGAGGAAUUCACAGAAAUAAUGAACCAAAGGGAGCAAUUCUACCACAAGGUGAAUUUCUCACCACCCGGUGACACAAAGAACCUUUUCCCAGGCACUUGGUACCUGGAGCGAGUGGAUGAGCUCCAUCGCCGGAAGUAUGCCCGGCGUCCCAUCUAGAUGUGAUCAGUACAGUUGUUUCUGGGAAGAGUGUGCUAGCAGACUGUCUGCCCACAAAUCCUAUUUGCAAAUCUUGCUUGUAGCCGGUAACGGUAGCCCCUGCACACAUCGCCCCUGUGGUGAGGAGCCAUCCUUCAUGGGUCCUUCGGCGCGUCUCCCUGAUGCAGUCACUGGCACAGGAUCGUGAUGGAAAGGGCCUGGGCUCCCUGUGAAAACACAGAUGCAGGAAUGGAGAGGAGGCCCCCUCUCGUAUACCGGCCUCCAGAAACGUGGCGGAUCAGUUGUCUUCUUCACGAUCCACAAAAGUUUCCUAUCGUAUGUCGUGGUUUUAUUAGCAUUGACAAAUUCCUGAGUUGUUAAAGCUUUAUUCAUUUUCUAAGGUUUCCUGGAUAUUACUAAUACAAGGCUACUUCAAAGGGCUGGUGGAAAAAUGGAAUUAAAAGACAAACUUAUUUUGGUGCAAAAAAAUUUGAAGUCUUUGCAUAAUACAUACCGUCCAUGAAUUUUUGAAGAUCCCUCAUAUGCAUGGAUUUCAAGAUUGUUUUGCAUCCAGGGCAGGCAUUUGGUGCAGCAGCUAAGCCACUGCUUUGGACAGUCACAUUUUUCCAUAGAUGGGCUGUGGCCGGCAUGUGGGGAGUGAGCCAGCAGAUGGGAGAUUUCCGUCUGUCUCUCUCUCUCAAAGUGAAAUUUUUUAAAAAACAGCUUUUUGCAUUAAAAUGAAUUCAGCUUAUAAUCCAUUUUCCAUGAACAUUUUGAAGUACCUUAAUAUAUGGCAAUUAAGAAGAGAGAAGGAGGGGCUGGCGCUGUGGUGAAGCAGGUAAAGCCGCCUCUUGCAGUGCCGGCAUCCCGUAUGGGCGCCAGUUCAAGACCCAGCUGCUCCACUUCCAAUCCAACUCUCCGCUGUGGCCUGGGAAGGCAGUGGAAGACAGUCCGAGUCCCUGGGCCCCUGCACCCGUGUGGGAGACCUGGAGGACACUCCUGGCUCCUGCCUUCAGAUUGGCACAGCUCUGGUGUUGUGGCUGGUUGGAGAGUGAACCAGCGUAUGGAAGACCUCUCUCUCUCUCUCUUUCUCUCUCUCUCUGCCUCUCCUCUUUCUGUGUAACUCUGAAUUUCAAAUAAAUAAAUAAAUCUUUAAAACAUUAAAAAAAAGAGAGAAGGAGAAGAUUACCCCUGUAUAUCUUGGAAAAUACAGUACCCUACUUCUUGGAAAAUCCAAGACCAAGAAGAGCACAUGUACUGACAUAUACAUAACUCUGGUCUGACUCACCUGUGCCUUCCUGCCUUCCCUUUCAGAUUCCAUUGUAUUUCUGCCAUAUGCCAAGUACUAUGACAUCCGCAAGGCAAAUAACCUGGUGAAGCAGUUUCCCCAGCUUACUUCCCUGCCCUAGAGACACUGGCCCUAGGCAAGCGUUCACAUCAGUGGUUGAGCCUCCACCUGGGAUGCUUGCAUUCCGUGCCGGAGUGCCUGGGUCAAGUCCCAACUCAGCUUCCAAGUCCAGCUUCCUGCUAGUGUGCAUCCUGGGAGGCAGCAGGUGAUGGCUCAAGUAUUUGGCUCCCUACACCCAUGGAGGAGACCCAGACUGAGUUCCAGGCUCCAGGUUUCUGCCUGUUCUAGCCUUGGCUGUUGCAGGCAUUUAGGGAGUGAGACUGUGGUUGGAAGAUCUCUCUCUAUCUUUAUGUCUUUCUGUGUGUCUGCCUUUCAAAUAAAAUGAAAACAAGUAAAUAAAGAAAGAUACUGUCCAGACAGGGGCCAGCAGGAGUUAGAGAUCAGAAUCUCCUUGGCCAUAUCGUGCCUGUUUUAUCUGGACAAAUAAGCCGAGGAAAAUGGGUUAAGUUUCUGUCUCCUCCAUUUGGAUAAAACCUGCAGGAAACUUUCCAGUAGGGCAUUGAGUCCCUCCCCCAUUGAGUGAGGAUACAGCUUUUCCCAGGGUCCUUUUAGUCAAACAGCAACGAUUUGGAGAGAUGGGAUUGAGCAGAGCAGGGGAGAUGAAGGGGGGUGAGGGUAGUAGGUUGUUGCUGUUUAUUUCCCCUUGAGGGUUUCCUCAGGCACCCCAAUGAGAAAAGGAAGCUUUGGAGAAGACAGAGCCAUUUCUGCAUGAAGAGCAAGCCCUGCUGGCCCGGGAGGCAGAGGGACAUACAUGGGAAAGAGGCUGGGCCCGCCCCCUUCCUUGUUCCGCUCAAGGCUGCACAAGUCUCAACAACCACCUGCCUAUCUGAAAUCAACCAAUUUGAGCAGCUAAUCCAGCAUGUGCUGAUGGUCAGCCCAGUCCUCUCUCAAGUUGCUGCUGAGGUUGUGUUUGCUACACCAGCUGCCGUCCGCCAGCCCUUCCCCGCCACCCUCUGCACCUGCUCACCCUCAGCAGGUGUCUGGUAGGCACUUCUGGCAGGGGGGACGUCGGCCUCUCUUAAGGCUCUGGAGCAGCGCCGGUAUCUGUGGCGGAUGUUGGAGACCAUGGAAAGGUUGCCAUGCUGAAACUGCCUCUGGUGGCCUUGGCAACCAAGGACCUUCCACACCACUGGCCGCUGGUGCCAGGUUUGCCUCCACUAUGCUGGACAUUUGGACACACCCAUGUUCUUAAAGAUGCUUAAAAACCAGGCAUCAGGGCACUGACCAAAGGGAUGGAUGCUGUCCUUGCACGUGCACGACAGCUGAAUUUCAGCCCUGCUCCACCUGCUUAUCACCACCAUUGCACCUGCAGAUUUCCCCCUCCCCUCUCACUCCUCUUCACCAAGUUUUGUGCUGAGCCCAGGGCCUUGUGCUGGCAGUGCUGAGAUCCUCUGCGUGAAAACUGGAGCCAGCCUGCUCUGAACAAGGCCCUCUCCAUGAGGCAUGGACAGACCCAGAGGAAACGGGUUUCCAAUUGCCCUGCCACCAUUUUCACCCUGAAACUUGGCGAUGCCACGCAAAUGAAAAAUCACCCAGGGGGACCAAGAGCAGGAAUGAGGAUGAACGAAGGUCAGAUAAGCACUGAGCCAUUUUCCACUCACCUCAGAUAGGAAGGUGCAGCAAGGUCUGGGAAGAGGGAAGUUUAGAAUGGCCCAGCCCACUGAGCACGAGGCAACUUCCGGUCUCUAGGGGAUACGUUAAAACACACACACACACUUCUCAAUCUUCAAGCUCAGAGAGUCAGGACUGAGCUCAGUUCCCCAGUGCAGCCCCAGCAUUUGCCCAGCCUCCAACACUGAGCUUUAGCAUGCACACAGCACUCAGGAGAAUGAAACAAAACUCUAGAGUUCAGCAUGCAGAGAUGCCACAAGCCACAGAGCAACAGAGGAUGGCUCCCUCUGUCUCCGUAACACCAGCUGGAUUUGAAAACCAAUCCUGCACUUCAAAUUUGGGAAAAUUUAUGUGGGCAGCCGCAAGACAAGUGAUGCAGUAAGAUUGUCCCUGCCUUCUAGUGUGACCCAUGUUUAGGAAGCUAUUUUGAGAUGCUCAAGAAAGUUGUUUCUGGAAUUGUCCUGACUACCUUAGUGCAGAAGGCGGCUUUGUCUGAGGAUGUUUGGAAGAGGCUGGGAAGCUGAACAUUAGGCUCAAUUCUUAACUGAAUUUUUAAUCUCUUCAACCUUAGCCUGUUUUUCUAGCAGUCAGAGGACUCCAGGGACCACUCAGCAGAUGCCACGUGAGGCACCACUAUUUUCCCAAUGGGAAGAAGUGGAUUGUCUGAUGUGAGCUCACUGUGUCCAGACCUGGCUGGACACCAUGGCAAUGAGGGCCCUGGGAGGUCUCUGGUUGACGUGGGUUCUACCUAAGAGAGAGACCAGCUCCUCUACUCUCUGAUAGGCAUGGGAAGGAGAAACCUAUGUUCAUCACAAGCCCAGAGACUUUGCCAUAAAUGACUUUUUAAUCCAUGAGACCCUCACUGCAGCUCAUUAUCCUCCUACAGAUGAGGAGCAAGGGCUUGGGACAACUGUAGCUGCCCAGAACUCUCCUUGGUACUCCUGUCUGAAUCGUCCUCCAAGUCCUGAGAGCUCACUGCAGGUGCCAGCAUAGCCUUUACUGUUGGAGUCCCUGCUGGCUCCAAACUCUGUCACAGCACAAGGCCAAAGGUGGGUUUGGUCUGGCCAGUGUGAAACAGUUGUCCUGAGCCAUGUUCUCUUAAGAAGGAAGGGUAGAGGUGCAGGUAUUGUGGUACAGAGAGUUAAGCCACUACUGCAAUGCUGGCAUACCAUAUGAGUGCUGGUUUGCAUCUUGCAAUGCUGCAUACCAUAUGAGUGCUGGUUUGCAUCCUGGCUGCUCCACUCUGAACCAGCUCCCUGCUAACUAAUGCACCUUGGAAAGUAGCAGUUUCCUGCCAUGCACAUGGGAGAUCCAGAUGGAGUUCCAGGCUCCUGGUUUCGGCCUGGCCCAAUCCUAGUCAUUGUGACCAUUUGGAGAGUAAACCAGCAAAUGACAGACCUCUAUCUCUCCCUCUGUAACUCUGCCUUUCAAAUAAAUGAAUAAAUCUUAAAAAAACAAAAUGGGGGGUGGAGAGUAGAGAAGCAGGUGCUGUGAUACCACGGCUAAGCCACCACUUAGGAUGCCCACAUCAAUAUUGCAGUGCCUAGGAUCAGGCCCCACCUCUACUUCUAAUCCAGCUCCCUGCUAAUGCACCCUGGGAGGCAGCAGAUGAUGGUCCUCGUGGGAGACCCGGAUACAGUUCCUGGCUCCUGGCUUCUGCUGGAUCCAGCCCUGGCUGUCAUGGGCAUUUGGGAAGUGACCCAGAGAAUGGAAGACUUCUUUCAAAAUGUGCAACCUUUGUAAGCAAGUGCUAUUUUGCUAUCUCUCAUGAAAGUCACCUUAAAAGAAAUAAUAAUGUCGUGUCCAGCCCACACUGAAAUUGCUUGUGCACCUGCCAGAUAUUCUCACAUCCUAUGCCUUUACACAAGCUCUCUUCCCUUCACAAAAUCCUUCCAAUAUUCUCAGCACAAAGCUCCUCUUCCUCUGAAUUCAAGAGAAUUCUCUGUACCCCCGGGGUUGCAGCACCUCACUCAUGCGUACAGGGACAUUGGCAUGCUGUCCCUCCCACCACAAGAUUGUUAUGGGAGAGGAGUCAGGGUGAAUUCCAGACAAAGUACCUAGUCCAGCACCUGGCACAUAAUGCUGUGCAUAUUUGGGGAAUUUUACUUUCUGAUGUGCAUAUGUAUUCCCAGAUGGAAAUAAUGUGAAAUACCUAGGAAUCUGUAAUACCUUGAAAUAUACCAUUGAAAAUACCAUUGUAAGAAA
Molecule: messenger RNA, 6793 nt
Organism: Oryctolagus cuniculus (rabbit)
Lineage: Eukaryota; Metazoa; Chordata; Mammalia; Lagomorpha; Leporidae
Gene: HMGCS2
Product: 3-hydroxy-3-methylglutaryl-CoA synthase 2
Biological process (GO): acetyl-CoA metabolic process
Cellular component (GO): mitochondrion
Molecular function (GO): hydroxymethylglutaryl-CoA synthase activity
Source: RefSeq, a predicted model, not a curated record